Molecule: messenger RNA, 5283 nt
Organism: Xyrauchen texanus (razorback sucker)
Lineage: Eukaryota; Metazoa; Chordata; Actinopteri; Cypriniformes; Catostomidae
Gene: evc2
Product: limbin
Exons: 22
Coding region: 193-3771 (1192 amino acids)
Biological process (GO): smoothened signaling pathway
Cellular component (GO): plasma membrane protein complex; ciliary membrane
Source: RefSeq, a predicted model, not a curated record
AAAACGGAAAUGAAAGACCAACGGUGAAACGAGUGAAACGCGCUGUUUGAUUAUUUAGAUUCCGUCACAUUCUUUUCUUUUUCUGAUAUAUCAGUUAUUUACAGAGUUUUAGGGCAUGAAUUCUGCCUGUGAGAUAAAACCAAAGAAAACAAUAAAUUAAUAUAAAUACUCGUCGUAUAUUAGUCAGUUUAAAUGAAAUGUGUGUGUUUAUUAAUCAUCGCGGUGAGAUUGUUCAUGUGUCGGUUAGUGAUUGUGAGCGCGCUGCUGUUUAUCGCGCGCGUGCACAACAAACAAACAGCUGAUCACCAAUCCAACAUCGAUACAGCAGCGGAUCAUCGAUCGAUCAGCAAUCAAGAUCAAGACAAAGAUUCGUGCAAAAAAGAGAUGAGGCGAAGUAUCCGCUCUUCUCAGCCAUAUAUGAAGGGCCCCAUCUCAUCCUCGGCCCCACAGGGCUCCUGGAGCCACGCCCUCUAUAUGUUAUUUGGUCAGUGGGCGGAGCCUCCACUGAAGCGGGCGGGGCAGAGAACCACACGGGCCACGGGGAAGUCUGCGCUGUUAUUCCACAAGUGUGCUCAGGUGGAAACAGGAACUGAGCUGGCACAGGUGCGAGUAAUGUUAGUGAUCGCAAACCCUGCAGAGGGGAUUGACCUAUCACGGCUCAGCAUACGUGACACCAUCUCUGACAUCACACUGCUGCAGACCAAUGGGAGCGUUCAGGAGAGAGGAUACCAGACCUUCACAACAGACUCACUGCCUGCUGGUUCUCAGUGUGUGUUUGUGUACAGUUUGAGUGUAACAGGAAACAGAAAUAUGAUUCUGACACUUCCAGCAUUUCUGACCCUCUCCAACUCAACUCAGAAUGAGAUUCAUCCGUAUAGUCCAGUAGUGGCUAAUUUCACUUUGAAGAUUAAGAUUACUCAACAGGUGGAUAACACUCUUCACUUCACUGUGUUUAUCAGCUCAUAUCUGCUGUCGCUUCUGCUGCUGUCUGUCACUGCAGCCGUUGUGAACGUCCUCCUGCGCAGACGGCACAGAUCCACUCAACACACUAGGAGGAGUCUCAGUGAGGAGGCGGGGCCAUACGAGGGGAUGUGUGACAUCACUGAGUCAGCCAAUGAGGAGGCAGCAUUUGAGGAUAAGUUUAUAGAUAUUAUGAUGCUGGAGGAUCCGCAGAACAUGAUUGAUGCGCUUGACAGUUUGCACAUGUCAACCGUGUUGCGCAGUAUGGUUGCGGUGGAGCGUGUGCGUGUGCAGCUGCAUGAAGGGGUUUUGGGCGUGCUGUUGGGUGGCGUCGUGAGCGCGCAAGCACAGCAGCGUGUUCUGGGCGUUGUGCGCGGGCAGAUUGUUGGCAUGGAAGGAAAAGUGCAGGAGGAACACGUGACACGCAUGACGACACUCGCCGCUCAGUGCAGCCUGGAGACAAGAGAGGAAAUGCAAUCACAGCAACGCAAACACGCCACAGAAACGUCACGCGCGGAACGACUGUUUCAACACGCGCAACAACAGGACGCGCUGGACUUUGCUGUUCUGUUGGAGAAGCUGCAUAAGGAAGAGCAGCAGCAUCUGCAGAGGUGGCUUCUGGCCAGACAUGAACACGUGUCUGCGCAGGCACAGAGGCAGCAGGCGCUGCAGCGUAGAUUCGAGCUGCACAAGAUCUUCGGCGAGGAGCUGGUUGAGGCGACGAGAACGGGCGAGCUGCAGAAAAACAUUGCAGACAAACUCCUGAUGCAGUACUACAGCUGUCAGGACAGUCUGGAGGAGGUGCUUGAUGUGCUUGUAGCCAAUCAGAGAGCGCUGCUGACAGAGCGUCACGCCCAGCGCCGGUUCCUGCUGCAGAGUUUACUGACUCUUCUGUCCGUGAUGAUCGGUGCAUUCGACAGCAGUGCUCAAACACACGGAGUGUGUGUUGUGUCUCAGCAGUGUUCCGAUGGCCAGUUUUACAUUCUGCGUGUGAAACAGGAUUUAGAAGAAACUCUGAGACGUGAGCGCAGCACCAUCCGCUGUGACAUCAUCAAGAGGAGACGACAGCUCCUAUCAGAGAUGGUGUGUGAGCACAGGCGUGAGCUGCAGGUGUUGCAUCGUGUCUCUGAUGUCUCAGUCAAUCAGUAUCUGCAGAAAUGGACCAAACUGCUGCUGAAGCAAAACACUGAACUAUCAGAACUGAUCAAUAAUCUGGAUGAAGAGACUGCAGCUGCUGUACGCAAGAUGAGUUUGCGUUUGCUGCAGGCUUCAUUAGCACAGCUGAAAGCGCAUGCGGCUGCAGUGUGUCCAGGAGCUGCACGCUUCCUCAUGCAGACGGAGCUUCUUCAGGACAAGCUGCAGCAUCUGGGUAAAGCUGACGCCCGCCGCCUGCGAUCUGCGCAGCGCUUCAUCCAGCACGCCAAACAACAAGAGCUGCAGGAGCAGAGACGCAUCCGAGACGUCUUCAGAGAAUACUGCAGUUGUGUGUGUGCAUGUGAAGCGUCUCUCUCUCAUGAACAGCGGUUGCGUGUUCAGCUGGAGUGUGUGAACGCCGCAUGUGGUCUGGAUUGCUGUCUCGUGCUGCCACAUGCUGUCUGCGCAGUCAAACUGCACCUGCGCGCUGACCCCGCCGUGACCCCUCUGGCCUCAGAGAUGGAGUGCAGGUCAGAGGUCACGGAGCUGCAGCGCAUGCAGAGGAGUGUGCAGGAGAGAAUGCAGCUGCUGACGCAGCACGCAGACACACACAACGACACGCUGCAGAGGGUGUGGCAUGAGGCGUGUGUGUUGCAGGAGCAGCAGCUGCGUGUGUGUGAGGAGCGUGUGGCUGCAUUUCUUGCAUCGCUGCAGUGGGAACAUGCAGAGAAGAUGAUUAAAGUGACAGAGACGCACACAGCCCUGCUGAAACUACACACACUCAUCACAGAAGAGCUGCACAACACCACUGACAUCACACACACUCUACACACACACUGUCUGGCUCUAGAGGAGGCGGAACUUCAGCUUCAGAGGGAGGAGGUGAUGUGGGAGGAGUCAGUGAGGGGGUGGGGCUCACAUGAUGAUGAUGAUGAUGAUGAAGAGGUGGUGUUUGGAGUGGACAGUGACUGUAGUGUUGCUGAUCUCCUGCAGGAGGCGCUCCUCAAACGACAACAGCUCACACAGAGAAUGAGUGACAGAGUGUUAAGGAGAAAUCAAACAUUCGAGCAUCAGACAGAUGAACUGCAGCUGAAGAGACUUUACACAUACUGUCAACAGGAUCUGUAUUUUGCAGCAGCGUUAGUAAAACAGGCUCUGUUGACUGUUCCUGAUCUCCAUGAGCUCCUGCGUCUCCUGCUACCUACAGUACCUGAAGGAGAACUGCUAUCACUCAUAGAUGCGCUAGAACCCACAGCAGGAGCAUGUUCAGGUGUCUCCAGCUCUCUGACAGACAGACUGAAACAAGAAGUGCUGAGCAGAAACCUGUCUCACUCUCCUCCACACACACACAGAGAGACAGACAGGCUGCUCAGGAGACGUCAGCAGGUUCUUCACAAGCUCUUCAGUGCUGCUGGAGAUGCUCACGAGACUCCUCAGAGACACACACAACACUUCCCUCCGACUCGACCUUUGACCCCACAGCCACUGGAGGAGACUGCGAUGACGAGCGGUGACGAGGAGGGGGCGUGGCCAAAAGAGGUUCCCGCCCCUGCCGAGCGACUGUUUAUUUUCCGCUGCGCUGCACCUGCGGCUCAUCUGCACGCGCAAACAUCACGCACACGCACAAAGAAACGCAACUUCCUGAACUUCAAGAAGAACAGCGUCACGCCGCGAUAGAACGGGUUCUGACAAUAUGAUUGUGUGUAUUUUCACAUGGCAUCAGCUGUAAAUAAUCAUCACGCUGCUCUUUACGGGUCGAUGUGUCACUGCUCAUUGUUUCCAUAGUAACGGGAGUUCAGCCGUCAGAUGACAUCAUCAGUGAGACUCUUUUACACUUUUAUUUCAUUGAACAGAUGUCAGACGCCACUCAGUGUUUAUUUGUGAUUACUGUCGAACUGACACUUCUGAUGUAGUGUGUGUGUGUGUGUGUGUGUGUGUGUGUGUGUGUGUGUGUGUGUGUGUGUGUGUGUGUGUGUGUGUGAGUGUGUGUGUGUGUGUGUGUGUAUUUAUCACUUUGUGGGGAACAAAUGUCCCCAUAAGGAUAGUAAAACCCGAAAUGUUUGACCUUGUGGGGACAUUUUGUCGGUCCCCAUGAGGAAAACAGCUUAUAAAUCAUACUAAAUUAUGUUUUUUGAAAAUGUAAAAAUGCAGAAAGUUUUCUGUGAGGGUUAGGUUUAGGGGUAGGGUUAGGUUUAGGGGAUAGAAUAUAAAGUUUGUACAGUAUAAAAACCAUUAUGUCUAUGGAAAGUCCCCAUAAAACAUGGAAACACAACAUGUGUGAGAGUGUGUGAGAGAGAGUGUGUGUGUUUGUGUGUGUGUGUGUGUUUGUGUGUGUGUGAGAGAGUGUGUGAGUGUGAGAGAGUGUGUGUGUGUGUGUGUGAGAGAGAGUGUGUGUGUGAGAGAGAGUGUGUGUGUGAGUGUGUGUGUGAGAGAGAGUGUGUGUGUGUGUGAGAGAGAGUGUGUGUGUGUGUGUGAGAGAGAGUGUGUGUGUGAGAGAGUGUGUGUGUGUGUGUGUGAGAGAGAGAGAGUGUGUGUGUGUGUGAGAGAGAGUGUGUGUGAGAGAGAGAGUGUGUGUGUGUGAGUGUGUGUGUGAGAGAGAGAGUGUGUGUGUGUGAGAGUGUGUGUGUGUGUGAGAGAGAGUGUGAGAGAGAGUGUGUGUGUGUGAGAGAGAGUGAGUGUGUGUGUGUGUGAGAGAGAGAGUGUGUGUGUGUGAGAGAGAGUGUGUGUGUGUGAGAGAGAGUUUGUGUGUGUGAGAGAGAGUGUGUGUGUGUGUCGUUUCUGCUCUUAUGUCUGAUUUGUAUUGAUUAUGAUGAUCUGUAACAUAUAUUAUAAGUGUGACAGGAAGUGUUUACAUGUCAUUAUUAGUUAAAAGAUCAACUGAAUCAGAUGAUUAGUUCAGUUUAUUGUUCAGCCAUGGCCUGAAUAUAUUCAAUUACACUGUCACAGAACCUGUAAUAAUCAGAUCUUUAAUUACUAAUCCUCAUUAAUAAUCACAUCUUUACUCCUCCAUGGCCAUAAUAAUGUUUAUAGAUCAUCAGCACACUAACAUGUUUGUACAGAAGCUGAGGGAUUAUUGAUGUUCAUAUGUUUGAUUAACACAAAUAUCCAUAAAUAACAAAUCAGAGUGAAUAAUUAAGCAUUUUCAUGGACAUUAGAGCAUAAAACACCGAAAUAAAUCAUUCUGGACUU